UAAAAGUGUUAGAGCUCGGAAACUCUGUAAACGACCACGAUAGGCGGAGCCAAUGCGUACUUCAUCGAGUGGGGAGAUUGAGCAGUGGCGUAGCAAAAAACUAUUCUAUGAUCAAGAAGGGUUUGAGAUUCAUAAUUUGUAGUAGUUAAAAUUUCCUCUAUUCAAUAAUUGCAAGAUGAAAUAGUAAAAAUCAUAUCUAAUGCUAAUGCACGUUGAUUUCCUAGAAAUACAAAGCAGAGAGGUCGAAUAAAUAAAAAUACACAAUGAGUAACGAGUAAAAACGCGUUUAUUGCAAAAAAUGUUUCUACUGGUAUCUUUACUAUAACUGGUAAUAUUGAAAUGUUAAAUUUUAAGACGAAUUCCCUACACAUGUAAGUACACGCCACGCCACUGUUUUCUGCCAACACCCCUAAUUUAAAGAUUGGACUCGUCCGAGACGAGUUUUCGUCUCUGCGCACUCCUACCACCGUGGACGAUCUGUCAUUUCGCGGACUCUAUUCUAGGGUUGUGACAGUUAUCACGUUUUUGCCAAAUUUCUUGAAUACCACAAACACACACAAAAACAGGGACUUCCCCCUGUAAUCAGUCGGUUCCUUGGUCAUUUCACCGUGCUAAAGUUUUCCGUGGCGUUAAGUUUGGUUAUGUCAUAAAGCCCCAAAGAGCAUGGAGGAGCCUAUUGGGGCCCAGUAUGCCGUUCAUGUGGCUUUGCAAACGCUCAAAGAGCGCUGUAAGAACCUGCAAGAAAUGGUGACGACCCUCGAGGAAGAAAACCUCCAUUUGCGAGGCCAGCUUAGUAAGAGCGAGCAAAGCAGUGUCUCACUGUCCGAUUUCGAUAAAUUAAAGGCACAGGUGGCCGAACUGACCGAAAAUAAGCUCCAGUUAUUGAAUAAAGUCAAGAUGGUGACGAACGAAAACCAGGAAUUGUGGAAUAAGCUCAGUAGGUUGAGUCAUGUAAAUCAUAAUCUUGGGACACAGUUGAGUAAAAUCAACGAUUCGUUGGUGCAAUACACCUCGAAAAAUAAGGAGACGCAUUCGCCUUUGAUCCGCUCGAAAACCUUCACUCAGGACGAGCCGCAUACGAAAGUGCUCCAGAAGAAUAUUGAAGAAAAUGGGAAGAUUUGUGCAGAGUUGGAGGAGAUUUCUCUGAAAAUAAUCAAUGGGUUCGCUCAGGAUAAAAGUGAACUUGACUCGCUCUAUUCGGAGAUCAGGGGAGCGCAGUGGGGCGAGAAUAUUAUAUCAGAGUCCUGUGGGUUUCAGUAUGACGACUAUGAAAGCAACAUCAUAGAGAACUUUAACAGUAUUUUGGAAGAAUUAAAGACGACUAAGCUGACGGUAGCUAACCAGAGAGUGGCCUUGCAAUUAGCCUUAAGUAAACUAAAUAAUAUACAAGAGAUUAAACGAAAGAAGGUCUGUGAUAGUAAACUAGCGGAGAAAAAAGAAAUGGUAGAUAAGAGUAUAUCAACGGUUAAUUUAUGCGAAACGCGCGAAUCUCCAAAGGCUCACGCUCUUCCAGAAACCAGUCUUCAAGACCCCCCGGAAACCACAGACAUGAUAUGCCCCAUAUGUUGCAAGAAUUUCAACGGUGGCUUGAGCUUCCAAGUUUUCCAAGACCACGUUGAGAAACAUUUUACAGAGGAAACUUUUGAAUUAUUGUGAUAGAGUUCAUAACUUAUUUGUUUGAAAGUAUUAUAUUUUUUGUUUUAAUCGUUUGGAUGUUAAGGUUCGCAAAUAAAAAAUAUAUUUUCUAAA
Tribolium castaneum (red flour beetle) is the source of this 1749-nucleotide messenger RNA. It is a transcript of the gene spn-F, whose product is annotated as spn-F. The record is from RefSeq and is a predicted model, not a curated record. Bases 664 to 1656 code for a protein of 330 amino acids. The transcript has 2 exons. Lineage: Eukaryota; Metazoa; Arthropoda; Insecta; Coleoptera; Tenebrionidae.